GGUGGGGGUGGAGUGAUGCAUCGAAGGUUGCUCCAUAGACUAGAAAGAGAGAGCAGUGGCCUGCAGGAACAAGAUAAAGAAGAAAAUGGCAACAAAUGUCGAUCUGGGCCCAGAUGACAAGUGGAACCGGUAUGAGGUUCUUAUCUGGCUCAAUGACAUACUGGAAACUGAGUUCACGCAGGUGGACCAGAUAUGUUCAGGUGCAUGCUUUUGCCAGUUGAUGGACUGGCUCUUCCCAGGAUCCAUCAACAUGAGCGAAGUAAAUUUCCAGUCCCAAAACGAGGCAGAUUUUCGCCAGAACUACACUAUUCUGCAAGCAGGCUUCAAGAAAAUGGACGUCACAAAAACUAUUGACGUGGAAGAGCUCAUCAAGGGGAAAUUCAGAGCUAAUUUUACCCUUCUAAAGUGGUUUAAGAAAUUUUUUCAAGCUAACCUGAGUGGCCAGGUUUAUAACCCAGCAGAGGCACGCAGGGGUCAAACGAUUGCACCUGCUAAACCAACUUUUAAUACUCCCAAGAGCUCAAAAGACAGGAGAAGCAUCAAUACCCCUGGAAAAGGAAAAGAAGACUCUGACACGGAUCUGGAGCAGGACAAAAAGAGCUAUACUUAUGACCCCAAGUGGCAAGAAACCUUCAAAUGGGUCAAGCCCAGCACUCAGGGGGACACCUAUGCACACUGCACACUCUGUGAUAUGAACAUUUAUGUGCUUCACUCAGGAUCACUUGACUUGAAAUGUCACCAGCAGUCCAGGAAGCACAGGAUUGCUGAAAAAAAGGAACUGUCAGAUAAGGCUUUCAGCUGUAGUGAACUCAUGCUGCGCUUCAUUCAAACCCACUGUCUACCAACGGGCGCUAACAAGGUCUCCCAGCAAACUGCCAGACAUGUUCUUGGAUUACAGUACCCAAAAGACAUUUCUGCUGCUGCCAAGCAGAAUCCGUACUGUGUCUACUUUUACGGAAAAGUAGCGUUAGGCGAGGAGAGUGAGGAAGAGAAUCUUGCCUGUGUUGUACUUUUAGGUUUCUUUGAUGAAAAGGCUGCAAAGCAUCGCAUACGAAUCCUAGAUGUUUUUAAGUUUGUAGACUCUGUUGAUGACAUGAUCACAUCUUUGGUAGGUACCCUGGAAAGAUUUGAGGUACCUACCAGCAACAUGGCAGCUUUUUACGUUGAUGACCAGGAUGAGAUAUCUGCGAAGGUUGGCGCAAAGCUAAAGGAACUCUGUCCCAAAGUGGUGGCGCUGGGUGGUCUUUAUGACUUGGCCAACUCAGCCUGCCACACUGGUGUAACGGCCCUCUCCAAAGAGGUUCAAGAACUGGUUAACAACAUUCAUGAGCACUACUCCACUUGUUCUACAAAAAACAACAAUCUCAAGGAACUUUUUGCGGGUUUCAGCAGCUUCAACAGCUCAGCCCCACCCCUCUCCAGCAACUGCAAGUCUUUCUGCGGUCUCGUCCACAGGGUGCUCGAAAUGUGGACGGACUUGAUCACAUAUUUCAGUUCUUGCAGCGAGAAUGACGACAAAGCCAAACACAUCUGCUCUCAACUUCAAAACCCAAAACUCAGGCUCACAUUCAUGUUCCUGGACCAUGGCCUUGGACCACUUAAUGCCUUUAACGAUCGCCUGGAACGCCGUGAGGGUUCAGCUCGUGCAGACCUUGUACAAAUCCUACGGGAAGCUAGUGGUCUGCUGCGCUCUUAUGCCUCCAGUUUUCUUCAUCCUCAGGCUGUUGUACGUUUUUUGAAGGAACGAGAUCCGGCUGUUCUCGAAAACACCAAGUUAUACCUUCCUAGCACUGAGGUCAACUUUGGUGGGGCGGCAGUGGAGGACUUUCUCUCUGAAAAAGAAGCAGAACUGGCGGACUCUCUUAAGGCCUUUCAGGAUGAAUGUUUGGAAUUCUAUAAAGCGCUUACAGCUUGCGUAGCUGAGGGACUUCCCUUGAGUGAUGGCAUCCUGAGGAGUAUGUCUCAACUUCUUAGCCCAGAUGGCAGGCUAAAGGUCACAGGCAAGGCUGUCACAGACCUCGGUGCCCAGUUCGGCCUUGCUGCUACAGCAGAGGCUUCUGCACAACUCAGGGAUGAGUUCCUGGAAUACCAGCUGAUUGAAGAAGGAGAUAGUGAAGUGAAAGAAACGAAUGGACACAGUGAAGGCACCCCAGCUGAUGUACCUAACCGUUCCUUAGAGCAACACUGGAGCUGUGUCCUGAAGACCAUUGGGCAAGACUCUGCCUUCAAGAGACUCAUCCUUAGCCUUUUGGCUUUGCCCUGUCCACCUCUUGAAGCGGAGAAAGUCUUUGCUCAGGCAGUAGAGAAUGGAGAUACCAGCCGAUUAGAUGAGAGCUUGGCUGACAGCGACUCUGAUAACCCCAAAAUCGUGGAAUCAACCAACGAUGAUUCAUCUUCAGAACUCGCCAGCACUAUGACAUCACCUGCCAUAAACGGCAGGAGGAGGAAGACAUCAAAGAUGGUUGACCUCUCAGACUCAGUGAAGCCGUGCACGGUGCGACUGCAGAAGAUAACCACUAGGAGAGAGAUGGGCAAAGAUGGAAAAAUGGUCUUUGUUGAAGAUGAUAUAGCUUGGUCUAGUUCUUCCAAACCAGAGGACUCUGGUAGGGGGAUAUUCGGUUGGGAAAGCAGUUUGCGUCAGAAGCCACAGGCACGUACUGUCUUUCAGGCUGGCUCGGGCACCUGGGAGCAACCACAGAAUAUGGAUAAGAAGGAAGAGGUGGGGAAAAACGAUGCAGUCUCAGGUCUCCAGGUUUCCAGUCCCAGAUCUGGAAAGAGAGGACAGAUGUACCAGGAUGGGAAGGGUUUUGGUGUGGGUGAGCUGGUGUGGGGGAAGGUGAAGGGCUUCUCCUGGUGGCCUGGGCUGGUUGUGGCCUGGAAGUCCAAGAACUCUCCCCCAUUGAUGAGACGUGUGGAGUGGUUUGGAGAUGGGAUGUACUCUGAGAUUUACACAGAGAGACUUUUGCCUUUUGCUGCCAUUGCAAAGUGCUUUUGCAACAAUUCCUAUGCCAGCCUGCCUGCCUACAAAGAUGCCAUUUACCAAGUUCUUGAGUUGGCCAGUGAGCGUUGCUCAAAGACGUUUAGCGCCACUGGGAACAAAGAGGAGGAGGCGAAGGCUAUGCUGAGCUGGGCUUUUGAGGGCUUUCAGCCGACCGGCCCUGAGGGAUUCACACCACCUAGUUCCUAUGAUUCAUCGGCCAACCAAAAAGCAUUGCAGGAGUCUUCAGACUCGUCUGUGUCGGAUUAUCAGCCUCCAGCCAAGAGGAAGUAUGUUUACAAGAACAGACCCUCCACCACUGUACAGGACUACACCAGAGAACAAAUGGCUCAUGAAGUCACAGCUAAAGGGAGAAAGAUUGAAGAUUUCUGUCUGUCAUGUGGAACUGCCAACAUUGCCAUUUUCCAUCCGCUGUUCGAAGGGAGCCUUUGUUUAAAAUGCAAGGAGAACUUUACUGAGACCCUGUUCAGGUAUGAUGAAGAUGGAUACCAGUCGUACUGCACUGUGUGCUGCGCCGGGCUGGAGGUCAUUCUUUGUGGCAAUGCCAGCUGCUGCAGGUGUUUCUGUAAGGACUGUUUAAAUGUGCUGGUUGGGCCAGAAACGUUUGAUAAGCUGAAAGAUGUAGAUCCAUGGAGCUGCUACAUCUGUCUGCCCCCCAAGAAAUAUGGCAUACUCAAACUGCGACCAGACUGGAGCGUUCGCGUGCAGGAGUUCUUCGCCAAUAACAGUGCCUUCGAAUUUGAGCCGCACAGAGUCUACCCAUCAAUUCCAGCCCAUAAGCGCCGCCCAAUCAAGGUUCUCUCCCUCUUUGAUGGAAUUGCCACAGGCUACCUCGUUCUAAAAGACCUCGGCUUCAAGAUAGAGCGGUACAUUGCUUCAGAGAUCUGUGAGGACUCGAUUGCAGUGGGGAUGAUCAAGCAUGAGGGAAAGCUUGAAUAUGUUAAUGAUGUUCGCACCAUCACUAGAAAACAUCUUGCUGAAUGGGGACCAUUUGAUCUCCUCAUUGGUGGCAGUCCCUGUAAUGACCUGUCCAUGGUGAAUCCAGCCAGGAAAGGCCUCUUUGAGGGAACAGGUCGACUGUUUUUUGAGUACUACCGCAUGCUGACCAUGAUGAGGCCAAAAGAGGAUGAUGACCGUCCGUUCUUCUGGCUUUUUGAGAAUGUGGUAGCCAUGAGUGCCCACGAUAAAGCUGACAUCUGUCGCUUCUUAGAGUGUAAUCCGAUCCUGAUCGAUGCUGUGAAAGUGAGCCCUGCUCACAGAGCUCGCUACUUCUGGGGCAAUCUACCUGGAAUGAACAGACCACUGGCUUCCUCACUUACUGAUAAACUGGAUCUGCAAGACUGCCUGGAAAUUGGAAGAACUGCUAAGUUUAAUAAGGUUCGAACCAUCACGACUAAAUCCAACUCCAUCAAGCAGGGGAAGAUGGGGCCCCUGCCGGUCUCCAUGAAUGGGAAGGAAGAUUACCUUUGGUGUACAGAGUUGGAGAGCAUAUUUGGUUUCCCGAAGCACUACACAGAUGUGAACAACAUGGGCCGAGGACAGAGGCAGAAGGUCCUGGGACGUUCUUGGAGCGUUCCUGUUAUUCGGCACCUGUUCGCUCCUCUCAAGGAUUAUUUUGAAUGCGAGUCCUAGUCAACCUCGUGUAUCAUUCAGUGGUAGGACCAAAACUGACGUUCAGUAGGAGAAGAGUUGAGCAGAUGUAGAAUUUCGAAUGUUCUACCUACAAUCUCUACAGUCCACUUUUCUAUCAAAUGAAUUACCUGUUAGAUGUUUUUUUUGUGUUUCUGCAGACUUUGAUCUCACAGAAUUUUAAAGCUGUUUUUUUUUUAUUGUUACGAAGUUUUUAGUGUUUUAACGUGGCUUGGUCAGUUGUCCUGUGUGAUCAAGCCCUUCAGAAUGCACAGACACUUUCUUGGUUUUAUUUUUACAUCUUAUUUACUGUAUAUCUAUUUUAUAUACUUUUAUGACUAGGAUUUAAUAUUAUUGUUUAUUUUUUACGCUGAAAAGAGCCAGGUAGAACACCCAUCCACUACCUCAGUGACAUUCUGUGAUUCAUCGUCUGUAGAAAUACUGUUUAGUUAUUUAUAAUUUAAGGAAUGAAAUUUGGCUACAAAGACAUUUUUGACUUGUCAGGAUUUUAAGGUAAUUUAGUUCAGCAGUUUUUAUUUUUUUACCUAUAAAAGUUAUACAAGCGGUUUGCAUUAUGACCACCUCCUUGUAUAUACACUCCCUGUCCACCUUAUCAGCUCUUAUAAACUUUUUUCAAUACUAUAAUUACACCAGUGUUGCUUGAGUUUUUAAAGGAAAGCUGGAAGCAGGAAGCUGCCUAUAUGACACUAAUGGCUGGAUAUUUCUUGUUAGACUAUUCUCAUUCCAGCAGUGACACUGGGGUGUUUAAAAACUCAAGCAGCACUGCUGUGAAAGGAGGCAAGAAAAAGGAUUUAAAAAAGUAUGCAGAGAAACAGAUGGACAAGGAUGUGGUCAUAAUAUUGUGACUUGAGUGUGUAUAUACCUAAUCAUCUUUUAAAAAUUGUAAUAUAAUCAUGUUUGCCCAUGUGCCCUAGCACACAGUACUUUUACACCCACCAUCCUCAUUGUCUAUUUUUACAAUACUAAGUCUGUAAUAUAUUUUUUAUGGUAAAUUGUUGUUUUUAAUGCUGAAUCCUUAUGAUUCAUGUUUCAAAACUCACAGUACAGUACACAGUAACUGACAGUAUCUGAUGCUAUAUAUUGCAUCAGGAAAAAAUGUACUGUUUUUACUGAAAUCUUUCAGAAGAUGUAGACGUCAGAGAGAGACCCACUGUAAAGAUUUUAAAGAAAGUGCCUACAAGACAAAGGACAGUAGAUCUUUUAAUCAAACUACUCCAGGUAAUUCUGAAGGAAAGCUUUAGAAUAGAAAGAUUUAAGAGUAGAAUUGGCUGAGCAGACUGUUAACAGUGAUUACAUUCAAUGUAACCAUUAGAUAUACAUGUUUGUUGUAUUCCAGGUGCUUAACAAAGGUGCUAACAAAAAACGCAUUUCUCCAUUUAAAACAAUGUCUGGAAAAAUGCAUGGUGCUCUUAUGAGGAAGCUCUAUAACUAGUAUUUAUGCAGUAUACAGAAUCUCCAUAAUUAUCUGUCUAGCACUGUUAAACUGUUAAUUGAGUGUUGUUUUGAUAUAUUUUACUCUAUUGUUUUUUAAGUAUUGAGUCUGAAUCAAACAACACUGUUACCACUAUACAACUGGGUUUUAUUUUAUAUUAUUGCCAUAAAUUGCCAUUUUCAUAUUAAAUGUUUUUGGAUUUUAUGUGCAGUGACUGUAAGGAUGUCUGCUAAAGUUGUAGAGUUCUGGAGAGAACUCUUUUUUUUUACAUCAAGUACCAUGUAUGAAAAGUCACUUAUGUAAGUUAUGCUGUGUUACUUUUACCUCGAAAGCCAGAUUUCAGAGCUGGGAUUGAUGUCACUCGAGUUGAAGAACUUCAGUUAAACAUUUUGAUCAUUUUAACACGAUUUAUAAGAAAAAACAGCUAGUUGUGUACCACAACAGAUUUUACUAGCAUUUACUGGUCUUUUACAACUGACUUUACCACUUUUAAUGUCCAAGGAUAGCAUUGUUGGUGUUGUUCGCAUUUUUAGCGAUACUAAAUAACAUUGCAUUAUACAUUGCACAUCCAAACCCUGUAAAAACAUUGAUUUAGUUGUGUACCUGUCCAUUUUUAUAUAUCAUAAUGUUAUUACCACAUCAUGAGAAUCUCUGGAGCGUGACUCCAGCCGCAGCAGGUCUUUACAGUUGUAUAGCUGAAACUGUGUUAGAUUAAUACAUUUAUUUCUUUUAUUUUGUUUGUGUGUGGAAGAGUCUUUCAGGACUUUAUUUGGUGCUAUGUUCUUGUACUGAACAUCAGUUAUGUUAACAGUAGCUUUAGGCUUUUGUACUUAAAAUCUUUUGAUCUAAAAAUGAGCAUUUCACAAGCCAAGGGUGAUUUUCUGGUGUAUACCACAAAGAUUAUUGGGAAGAUUAUUUUUUAAUCAACAAUUAGAAAAUGGGGCUCAGGAUUGUUUUUAUGUAUCAAUUUGGUGUUCACAUGAGCGUAAUCAAACCUGAAAAUGGAAAAGUACUUGAUAACAAAUAAACACUAGUUUAAUUAAUUCUCAA
This is a messenger RNA of Astyanax mexicanus (Mexican tetra), 7130 nucleotides long. It is a transcript of the gene dnmt3ba, whose product is annotated as DNA (cytosine-5-)-methyltransferase 3 beta, duplicate a. The transcript is spliced from 26 exons. Gene Ontology annotation, cellular component: nucleus. Gene Ontology annotation, biological process: negative regulation of transcription by RNA polymerase II. Bases 86 to 4630 code for a protein of 1514 amino acids. Lineage: Eukaryota; Metazoa; Chordata; Actinopteri; Characiformes; Acestrorhamphidae. The record is from RefSeq and is a predicted model, not a curated record. Gene Ontology annotation, molecular function: DNA binding; protein binding; DNA (cytosine-5-)-methyltransferase activity, acting on CpG substrates.